Molecule: messenger RNA, 693 nt
Organism: Argentina anserina (silverweed cinquefoil)
Lineage: Eukaryota; Viridiplantae; Streptophyta; Magnoliopsida; Rosales; Rosaceae
Product: agamous-like MADS-box protein AGL11
Exons: 7
Coding region: 1-693 (230 amino acids)
Biological process (GO): positive regulation of transcription by RNA polymerase II
Cellular component (GO): nucleus
Molecular function (GO): RNA polymerase II cis-regulatory region sequence-specific DNA binding; DNA-binding transcription factor activity, RNA polymerase II-specific; protein dimerization activity
Source: RefSeq, a predicted model, not a curated record
AUGGGGAGAGGAAAAAUUGAGAUAAAGAGGAUUGAGAACACAACAAACCGCCAAGUGACCUUCUGCAAGAGAAGAAAUGGACUGUUGAAGAAAGCUUAUGAGCUCUCCAUUCUGUGUGAGGCUGAGGUUGCCCUCAUUGUCUUCUCUAGCCGUGGCCGCCUCUAUGAGUACUCUAACAACAACAGCAUAAGAAGUACUAUAGAGAGGUACAAGAAGGCAUCUUCCGAUAAUUCAGGUGUAACCACUGUUACAGAAAUCAAUGCUCAAUACUACCAACAGGAAUCGGCAAAGCUGAGGCACCAAAUUCAGAUGCUGCAGAAUUCCAACAGGCACUUAAUGGGAGACUCAUUGAGUAAUCUGACUGUGAAAGAACUAAAGCAGCUGGAAAAUAGGCUUGAACGAGGCCUCACUAGAAUCAGGUCCAAGAAGCAUGAAACGUUGCUUGCUGAAAUUGAAUUCUUGCAGAAAAGGGAGGUUGAGCUGGAAAACGAGAAUGUUUUAAUUCGAGCUAAGAUAGCAGAAGUUGAGAGGAUUCAGCAAGCAGACCUGGUUUCUGGGGCAGAGUUGAAUGCCAUCCAGGCAUUAGCUUCUCGCAAUUUCUUUGGCUCCACUAUGAUGGAGGGUGAGCCUUCAUACUCACAGCCAGAGAAGAAAUUGCUCCAGCUGGGGUGUGUAAUUUCUAGUAUCCUUUGA